Molecule: messenger RNA, 2302 nt
Organism: Asparagus officinalis (garden asparagus)
Lineage: Eukaryota; Viridiplantae; Streptophyta; Magnoliopsida; Asparagales; Asparagaceae
Product: glycine--tRNA ligase, mitochondrial 1
Exons: 9
Coding region: 206-2011 (601 amino acids)
Biological process (GO): mitochondrial glycyl-tRNA aminoacylation
Cellular component (GO): mitochondrion; cytoplasm
Molecular function (GO): glycine-tRNA ligase activity; ATP binding
Source: RefSeq, a predicted model, not a curated record
GAUCCGCUCAAAUCCCGGUCGCGGCGUCGAUCCGGCUGACGGUCGAGGCCGCCGUUGCGCCCUUAACGCUCUCAAGAUCGAGCAUGGUGCCGCCGCCAGGAGGCUCCAGGCGCGCGUUAACUCUAAACGGCGGCGAGGGUUCCGUCCAACAGGGAGGCGUUUGAGGAUGGCGGUGUGAAUACGGCCGAAAGGAGGGCUGUUUUACAUGCCGUCGUUUAAGAUCUAUCGUGGGGUUGCGGGUUUGUAUGAUUAUGGACCACCUGGAUGCGCCGUCAAGUCUAAUGUGCUCGCGUUCUGGCGUCAGCAUUUUGUUUUGGAGGAGGGCAUGUUGGAAGUUGACUGCCCCUGUGUCACUCCAGAUGUUGUCCUGAAGGCAUCUGGCCAUGUGGACAAGUUCACUGAUCUGAUGGUCAAGGAUGAGAAGACUGGAACUUGUUAUCGUGCUGAUCAUUUGCUCAAAGACUUCUGCAAAGAAAAGUUGGAGAAGGAUCUCACUUUAUCAUCUGAAAAGGCUGCUGAGCUGAAGCAUGUUGUUGCAGUCUUGGAUGAUCUCUCUCCUGAAGAAUUGGGUGCAAAGCUAAAGGAAUAUGGAAUCACUGCUCCUGACACCAAGAACGCAUUGUCAGAUCCUUACCCAUUUAACCUUAUGUUCCAGACUUCAAUUGGACCAUCAGGUUUGCUUCCUGGGUACAUGAGACCGGAGACAGCUCAGGGGAUAUUUGUGAAUUUCAAAGACUUGUACUAUUACAAUGGAAACAGGCUUCCAUUUGCAGCAGCACAAAUUGGACAGGCCUUCAGAAAUGAGAUAUCACCUCGCCAAGGCCUUCUGAGAGUCCGUGAAUUUACACUUGCGGAGAUUGAACACUUUGUGGAUCCAGAGGACAAAUCUCAUCCAAAAUUUGCUGAUGUUGCUGAAUUGGAGUUCUUGAUGUUUCCGAGAGAAGAGCAACUAUCUGGGCAAUCAGCCAAGAAAAUUGUCCUGGGUGAAGCAGUAUCAAAGGGAACUGUCAACAAUGAGACUCUUGGCUACUUCAUUGGAAGAGUGUACCUCUUCCUCACUCAUCUUGGAAUUGACAAAGAGAAAUUGCGUUUCCGUCAGCAUUUGCCCAAUGAGAUGGCUCAUUAUGCUGCAGAUUGUUGGGAUGCAGAAAUUGAGUGCUCAUAUGGAUGGAUAGAGUGUGUUGGGAUUGCUGAUAGAUCUGCUUAUGAUCUAAAAGCACAUUCAGAAAAAAGCGGUGUUGCUCUUGUUGCCCAGGAAAAGUUUUCGGAGCCUAGAGAAGUGGAGAAGCUAGUUAUAGUCCCAUCAAAGAAGGAUCUGGGUCUUGCAUUCAAGGGUAGCCAAAAGAUGGUGGUGGAAGCUUUGGAGGCCAUGAAUGAAACUGAAGCAUUGGAGAUGAAAGCUGCUUUGGAAUCUGAAGGUGAAGUUGAGUUCAAUGUUUGCACUCUGGGGAAAACUGUUAGUAUAAAGAAAAAUAUGGUCUCAAUUAGUCUGGAAAAGAAGAAGGAACAUCAAAGAGUAUUUACACCCUCUGUGAUCGAGCCAUCCUUUGGCAUUGGUCGAAUUAUUUACUGUUUAUAUGAGCACUGCUUCUACACCAGGCCCAGCAAAGCAGGGGAAGAGCAGCUGAAUGUGUUCCAAUUUCCUCCACUUGUGGCUCCCGUCAAAUGUACAGUCUUUCCACUGAUAAAGAGUAAAGAAUUUGAUGAUGUUGCCAAAGAAAUUGCGAAGUCUCUAAGAGCUGCUGGAAUUUCACACAUUAUAGAUAUCACAGGUACAUCAAUAGGAAAACGAUAUGCAAGAACGGAUGAAAUUGGAGUUCCCUUCGCUGUUACUGUUGACUCAACAACAAAUGUGACUAUCCGUGAGAGGGACAGUAAGAACCAAAUCCGUGUGAACACCAAUGAGGUGGCAUCCGUGGUGAAAGAGGUCAUAGACGGGCAAAGCACGUGGGCUGAUAUCAUGUGGAAAUACCCUGCUCAUCACACUGCCCCAACUGCUAAUGAGGAGUGAGAGUGUGCAAUUUAGGCCGGUUAUUUUGGGGCUAGCAUUUCCAGAACACGCAACAUUUUAAAAUUUGUCUUGCGGAAUGCUUUAAAUUAUUACAAGUUUGAUGCAGUAUACAUCUGUGUUAUUUACCUUUAAUGUAUGCUUACUGCGGCUUCUUAAUAUUGCUAAGAAAGCUUGAUUUAGGAUUACUUCUUAUUUGUGCAAUAUAUGAAAGAACUGUGGGGGUUGUUGGAGGAGCUGCACUUUCAGUUAAUUCCUAUUUGGUACAAUAUACAUCAAACUUGUGAUGCUGCU